Messenger RNA from Theobroma cacao (cacao), 1752 nucleotides. RefSeq names its product Mitochondrial transcription termination factor family protein (gene PDE191). NCBI's taxonomy places the organism in Eukaryota, Viridiplantae, Streptophyta, Magnoliopsida, Malvales, Malvaceae. Gene Ontology annotation, molecular function: double-stranded DNA binding. Gene Ontology annotation, biological process: regulation of DNA-templated transcription. The record is from RefSeq and is a predicted model, not a curated record.
AAAGAGAACAGAGGGAGAGGAAGAGUUAGAGGUAGAGAGAGGAAGGCGAAUAUUGUUGAGGGGUAAAAUCGCCAUUUAAGUACGAGCAGGAAGGGUAAUAGAGGUAAUUUCACGAGUAAAAUUGAGCAAAUCCCAUUUUUCAGCGGUAAACCCAGUAGCGAGAGGACACUGGAUAUUGGAUAAGGCUUUUACAAUGCCCGGAAGCUCCACUUUAUCCCAGUAGCUUAUGCAGCUCUAAUGCCCCACAAUCCAAUCACUUGCCGAUAGCGGUCGGGCUUUGCCUUUGGUUUUCUCUAAUUCAAUUUCAAUAGAUAUGGAGGUUGCCAGCAGUCAAAAUGGUAGUAGCAUCAUGUGGUUCUUCAGAGACAAAGGUUUUGAUGAUAAAAGUAUCAACGAAAUGUUCAGAAAGUGCAAGCGCCUUCAGGGUGUCCAGAAGGAAAGAGCCUCUGAAAACUGGGCUUACCUGAAAAGCAUUGGUAUUCAAGAGAGAAAGCUGCCUUCUGUUGUUUCCAGGUGCCCCAAAAUUCUUACCCUUGGUCUAAAUGAGAAGCUUGUCCCCAUGGUAGAGUGCCUUGCUACCCUGGGAACUAAACGUCAUGAAGUUGCUUCUGCGAUUGCUAGAUUCCCUCACAUAAUCUCUCACAGUGUGGAAGAGAAGCUUUGCCCACUCUUGGCUUUCUUUCAAGCAUUAGGGGUCCCUGAAAAGCAACUGGGCAAAAUGAUAUUGCUAAAUCCAAGGCUCAUCAGCUAUAGCAUUGAAUCUAAACUCACAGAAAUAGUUGAUUUCCUUGCCACCCUUGGACUUACUAGAGAAGGGAUGAUUGGUAAAGUUCUGUCUAAAUACCCAUUUAUAAUGGGUUAUAGCGUUGACAAAAGGCUACGCCCUACCUCUGAGUUUUUGAAAUCAGUAGGUUUGUCUGAGACAGAUCUUCAAACACUGGCCAUGAACUUUCCUGAAGUGUUGUGUAGAGAUGUGAGGAAGAUUCUUAGACCUAAUUUUGCAUAUCUAGAAAGAUGUGGAUUUGGGGAUAGAGAGAAAGCAGCUUUGGUGGCUGGCUAUCCCCCUAUUCUUAUCAAGAGCAUCAAGAAUUCUUUAGAACCUAGGAUUAGGUUCUUGGUUGAGGUGAUGGGGAGGCAAAUUGAGGAAGUAGCUAAUUACCCUGACUUUUUUCGGCAUGGUUUAAAGAAGAGAUUAGAGUUGCGGCACAGACUUUUGAAAGAGAAGGAUGUCACUUGUAGUUUAAGUGAAAUGCUGGACUGCAAUCACAAGAAGUUUCUACUGAAGUUUGGAUUGUUUAAAGGGUUUGCCUAAGGUAUUAGAGCUACAUUCCAAUUCUCUUUGAUCUAUCAUUUUUGUACCGUGGCUUGAUUGUCACCUUGGUCCAUGAAGUGAAUUUUUGUAUAGGUUUCUAAGCUUAUCAAUGAGAAAUUAAGAUCAGCAACUGCAGCUUUUGGCUGAGCAUAUAGUAAUUCUGUAUUUCAGUCUGACAUAAAGGUUGUCUAUGAAGCCUUACGUCCAUGUGGUGUUUGCUAAGUAAGUGAGUUGCCAUAUCUAAGAGGUAUCAUAACUCAUAGUUCAGCACUGACUGAUGCAACAUCACUUGUGACGUAGUUUAAGAGUCUGUCUGAAUGUUGAAUUCUAAGAUUCGUAAAGAUCAUUAAUGUCCAUGUCUGUUGCUUUCAGAAAACAAUCUUCUCUGUUAGAUUUUCAUGGUUUAUUCAAUCAAUAAACAACAUUUAUCAUUUUUGCUA